Aspergillus mulundensis is the source of this 10092-nucleotide messenger RNA. RefSeq lists its product as uncharacterized. NCBI's taxonomy places the organism in Eukaryota, Fungi, Ascomycota, Eurotiomycetes, Eurotiales, Aspergillaceae. The transcript has 3 exons. Bases 1 to 10092 code for a protein of 3363 amino acids. The record is from RefSeq and is a predicted model, not a curated record.
AUGUCCAGCUCUAUUUCUUCAGAUUUGCCUUUUGAGGCCAUCACAUAUCUAUUCCAUCAUGUUUUCCUCCCCCCGAAGCUCCCGCAGGACGAUGACUACAACGCCGACCACGAUCUCGCUCUCUUAAGUACCGUCAUUCGAGCUCUGCGCAGUUUCACGGACCAUGUGCCUAGUCAGAAUGCCAAAUGGAUUGCCGCGAUGUUUACAAUGCUGCAUCGCUUGAAGCAAACUCUAGUAUUACAUGGCGGCAUAAGUGAAUCGAAACUCAAAACGACCUUGGAACAACUCCUUUCCGAUGGGGGCGCCUUGCCUGUUUAUGUUCGCUCUCAGAAUGCCGCGCUCCUCAUCAACAAGAACGACACUGGGGUACAUCUGGAGGCAUUCGAGUUAUCUCCCCAAAACGCAGCCGUCAACUCAACUGUGGGUCGCCUGCAGCGUCAGUUUCCUGGGUCAGUCUACACUAUAGACACUGCCACGUUCAGGAAAGAUGCCCUUGCAGACGUGAUCGCUCCGAUACUUGCCAAAAUGAGCAGCCAAUCGGUCGCGGGGACCAAACCUCAAGUCAAGAAGGCUCGUCGUAGCCACGAUGAGGAUAGGGAUGCAACCGACCCUAAAAUGGUAACUGAAUUUUUCACAACAUUUUUGCGCCCUUGGUGCAAAACCAUUGGUCAUGGCCUGCAACUCCACAAAAAUACGCGCGAAGAAGUCCUGUGGCUCGACAGCCGAUCUCCAUGGCGGCGGAGUUCUCUGUGGCUUCUGAUACGAGUGGCCCUUCAGCUUAUGCUCCGAAGGGCCUGUUCAGUCUCUAAGAUAUCAGAGGAUCUGUACAAGCACUUCAUGGUAUAUUACAUGAGCACAAUCUUAGAUACCUGCCGCGAAAAGGUGUCCGCAGAGCAAUGUUACAUAAUGAACUGUAAAAUUGCUCGCCGGCUACAAAAACUUGACUUGUCCAUGCAUCCCGCAUGGUUUACUUACGUUCAGCAGACUCUCCAGGCCGCUAACAAUUCUGUUCAGAAGAGCUGGAAGAUGGUCAUGCUGCACAACAGCUUCCGGCACAACGCUCCUUUGGCAAGUUUGGAUUUCAACAAGGACGUUUAUUGCUCAUUGCCCUUCCUUGACGGAUGGAUAGAAGGCAUCACCAGGCGGCGACACUCUUUACCUCCGGGCAUGUUUCAACCACAGCCAGAACUUAUUGAUUUCCAAAGCAUAGUUCUCCCAGUACUUCUUGCCACAAGUGACCCUAAAUACCAGCUCCUGAGACUUGCGGCAUUCGAAGCAUGGGUCGAGGUCAACCUUGACAUUUGGUUGCAAUCUCACCUCAACGAAGAGAACACCUCUCUGGUGCUAGGGGACCUGAUCACCCACUAUUAUCAGAUCUCGUUCGGGCUUUAUUCCCAAAAUCCUGAAGCAGUAUCGGUGAUGGUGCUCACAAUCCUGGAAUUGUGGAUUGCUUGCGACAAGGCUACCAUCCAGCAGCACCCGCUCCUUCGCGAGUACAGCACAUGCAUCCCAAUGGGCGUCUUCGAAGCUUUAGUGCUACCCUAUCGAUCACAGAUGAUCAGACUAUCUCGUGCAGAAGACUAUCUUUACCAACGUCAGCGCCGGCUUCGGUUCCCGCAUGCUUCCAUUUUCCAAGACUUUGGCACUCGGACCUGCUUUUCUGUUCAGUAUUUUGCACAGUCCCCAGAGCAUCAAGGUUUGUUAGCGACCAUCGAGACCAAUGCCCUGGAGACUCGGGCUGCGAAGAAGAUGGAGCUUCGUCAGAAGCAUGAAGAAUACAAACAAUUGAAUGCUCGAGCCAAUCAAAUGAGCUGCACGUAUAUUGAGGUUCCCUCGAAUGGCCAUGAAGGCUCAAGAAAGACGCUCCACAGCACGUCCUGCCAAAGAUGUUCGUACAAGUCGCAGGCAAGCUCACUUAGCAUAAACAUCCACGAGUGGCCGUUGCCUUCACAGGAUCUGCAGGCGAAAUCCACCGUAUUUGAACUGAACGUCCCUCGCCCAUUUUCGGUCUGGCGUGACACCACACUCUUCUUCUUGCUUACCGUCCUACAUCUCGACUAUGGUGAAAAAGCGCAGCCCAGAACAAGGUUUCAGCCGCAAACGUACGAAGGUCUUCGGCCAUUUUUCACUUCUGCCAGUGACCGUCAGAGAGCCGGCCUUCUCUCACAGAAUAAACCCCACCAAAAUACACACAGACGGGAAAGGAUGAUUAUUGAUGUGACGGAGAGUGAUAUUUGCCUGGAAAAUGGGAUGAGUUUCCGUUACUACGACAGCUUUACCGAGUGCUUCAUCACCAACUUCAAGGCAACAGACGAACUUGCAACCUCGUGUAUGUAUAAGCUGCCUGAGUCAUCUUCAUCCUUGCAACAGUUCCUUUUCCGCCCGACUGGCCAAAAGAACGGGCCCUCCCCUAACACGGUUAUUGCGUCGCAGGACGCCUGUCCGCAAAACAUGUCGCUUGAGGAGUACAAGGCGCUCUGUUCAAUGGCGCUCGGGGUUGAAAUUCAGUGGCAGAAUAUACUAAGACAACUAGCCAUGCCAUCGGUAGUCUUCAGGAAAGCAGAGACUUGUCUUUUUAUUCUACAGAUCAUUCGCCAGGUUGGACCUCGAGCCCAAACAGUUUUACGGGCAGGACAUGCUAUCUUGCACGAUGGGUGUUUUGUUAAAGCUCUGCUCGCCGCGAUUGAGGACACUGCAGACAGAAUUAAGGAAAACUGGGAGACGGCUCACGAGCUCAGCGCACUGAUCUUCCUUGUCCAGAGAGUGCUGUCACUUUCGACCUCCGCCGACGCCGUUGUUGAAGACCGAUGUCUGGAGCUGUUAUCGUCUCUACGCCAAAUAAGUUUCAACUGGGUCAAGCAUGUUAGGGACAAGGCUGGCAAAGAAGCAAUCGACGUGCGCCGGAUCGAGUUGAUUACACGAAGCACCCAUUUGGCUCUGAUUUGCGUCGCCACGUAUGAUUCUGAAAGCCCCGCUUUACGGCGAAUACUAGCAAAUGCGUCGGACGCCUCGAUUUGGUUUCAAUGCUGUAUGAUCAUACAUGACCGAAAAGGCAUCAUCGACGUUAUAAAUGGUGGGAUGGUUCAGAUUCUUUACCAACGCUGGCAAGUCGUGGCUUAUCGCUGCCAAAAGAUCUUGGCCCACAACGUGGUCCAUAACAGGCAACCGGCGUUGGAUCUUGCAAUCAGAGAGGCUUGGGCUGCAUACCAGAUGGGUUCUUCAUGGAUACUUGCCCCGGUGGUUGGAGAUCACUGGCUUGUCGCCAGCCAUGGCAGCUUCCUUGCCCAUUAUAAUUUACUGACAGGGGAACUACUCAUCAACGGCCGACCGUUGGCUCGCCUUCCCUCGGAAUUUGAAAGCCACAAGACAUACAAAAUUCUGUUUGGCGAGUCGCCUGUGGAAGUGAUGCCCAGUGAGAUUCCUGGGAUGCUGUUCUCUGGCCAGAGAAAGCACAUGAAUCAGACUAUACACUUCGGAAAGGAGCUGUUGCAUAAAUCAGACCAAUUUGAACUCUCUGUUCGGGCAGUGAGCGAAGAAUCUGAGGUUCGAGAGUUUGUGCCGGUUUCCCUUCUUCAAGGGGCAUUUCCAGACGCCUUUCUUGAGGACUGCGUGCACUGGUAUAACUUCAACACCGGGCAUGUGGAAUUCCGGCCGCUUAAAAACCCCUGGGUAUCAUCCAGCUCGCACUGGCGACUGCAACGAGGACAUCCCGGUAGUAACGCCUGGUACCUUGUUAAAGGUGAUAUGUCCUUAAUUAGCAUGUGCAGCCCGACUGCUAAAUUACUUUCUUGCAUCCUGCAACCUAUCGAACGUGCCUCCAGGCUGCAUUGCAAACUCAACACCUCAUCAUCAACACUAGAGAUUGAACUUCCGCGCCUCCGGCUGAGUUUCAACCUCAAGUCCGGCCAGUCAUGCAUUCGAUCUCGCCAGUACCGUGGAAUGUUGGUUGAUUCUGAUCAGUCAUUGGGUACCCUUGUCGGCUUGCGCACCAAACUCCUCUUGCGACAUGAAAAAGACGGGAACCGAAUGGUACUUAUUCCUGAUGGCAAUGCCACUUGGCUAGUAGAUGGAGAUCAUAUUACUGUCCAAAUUCUCUGGCAGGAGGUGUCAUAUACCCAUGUUUACUCCGUGGAUGAGCAACUUGGCCGUUUAGCAGACAACGGGAGCCUUCAGAGCAAACUAAUGCUCUGCUACCUACAUGGCAUUACUUCGUUCUGUCUUCCAGAUCCGCUUACGGGGAAGACGGGUACCGAGCAAGCCUUAACUAUCCUUCGUUCUGCAUCAACACGAUCUUUUGGUCAACUACGACCAGAGAAUGUUGCUAUCCUGGUGAAGCUGGCCGGUCUAACGCCUGAGAGGAAGUAUUAUCCAGCCAAUGAACGUGUGAUGCAAAGCAUCAAGUGGAGAGAAUCGCUCAGUUGCCUAGCCCAACAUCGCGACUUUCUCAAACAGGUCCUGUUCAUACUUGACCAAAACCGUCGGAUGCGGAUAUUCUAUCCAGAUGCCAAGGAUUACGGCGAGCUGCCACUGCCGAGUGUGGAUAAUGUACUGUCUCAACGUGACAAGAUUCGUUCAUCUUCAUUCCGUUCACCGGGCUUCGGGGCAGAGGAUCACACAUGUGCUUGUGACACGCGGUAUACUGAACGUGGUCAGGAUCACCAGUCACAACAGUGCUAUCAAGUUUUCACCCUAUGCCAAGCACUCUACAACAAGACAACACCGUUCGACAAGCGACUGUACCGCGAUGAUUGGCUUUCAGAAAUAUGGAAAUUUUUGGGACACGUGGUUGAGGGCCCCAGUGUUCUUGUCGAAAAGACGCGAAUCGCGUACGAUGCCACCUGGUUGUUCGACGGCAAGGAGUUCCUCUCAAAGCACUGGUGCAGCAUUCAUCAGUUGCUAUGCUCUGGGGCUUCUCGCCCAAGUAAGCAACAAAUGAUGAUCUGGCUUUCAACCCUGUCGCUGUCCGAUCAAGUCCCAAUGGGCGUCCUCAAGAGCAUUGCCGCACUGUACAUUUUACCGAGUAUGGCCUCCAUUAUGCCGCCAUCGCGUAUCCUCUAUAAUCCAUCCCAGGGAUACGAGCUUGAUGACGAGGCGCUCAAGACUCAGAUACGGUUUACAAUGCGUACUGGACACAAUCUGCCAGUACCCCUUGAUCGCAACCCAGGGGAAAGCGAGAAGAAAUUCAAAACACGCAAAACGAACUGGAUAAAUACAAAGAGAGAGGAGGUCCUUGAGAAAUUUGUGGCUGGCCUGCGCAUCCAGUGGCCUACAGCAUCUCCGGUUGCUCCAAUCAGCAAUGAAAGCCCAGGGUUCGGAGACUAUUUCGAUGCGCAUCAAGCAAUGCCCCGUGUCCAGGCAAAUUUCUCAAUUUGGUUCCAUAACCUAGAGUUGAAGGAGUAUCUGGAGAGGGUCUACGCAAUUAUCUCUCGUGAGAUGGUUCAGCCUGUCGAGAUGCCACCUGUUCCAUUACCUCCCCUUGCUCGUCCUACCCCUCGAACAUGCGGUUUCGCUUCUAUCGGCGACGUACUUGAUGGGUCCCUUGGACCUCCGCCAUUUUUGGCUACAGAGCCACCGCAUCUAGGCCCCAUGCUGCAAUCUGAUACUUCGGCCACAAAACCUGUCUCGCGCCUUCCUGCCUUGGUUGAUGUGCUGGGGCGUCAGGCACAAUCCGAGUAUGAGAGACAUUACGUCGAACAACUGUACGGAAGCUCCCAGUCCUUGCUGGACAUAAAGCAAGCCGACAAAGUUACUUUGAAUCGAGAUGAGGUCCAAAAGAUCACCUCCGAACACCUUCGACUCUGCGUCAAACACUCCAAGGAAAUACGCGACUCUAUACUUGCCCGAUUGACUCUUUCUGGUCAGCCUACGGAGACCGCAAAUCAGAAGCAAUUUAUCCAAUAUGAUAUCUUGAAGACAGUGGCAAGCAUCAACAUGGGGCCGAGGUUGUCACCGGACCUGCUGCUUCAACAAUUGAACCGAAGGAGGUGGAGUCAACUACCCAUGGACUGGAAGACCUGCUUCAUUGCGUAUGGACGCUCUAUAACAGCACUUCAACGGGCAAAACGGCUGGUUAAACUAACCAACCACCAAGAACAAUUCGUCAGGGAACUCCAGAACCCCGGUCAUACCAACUGGAGUCCAUUCGAAUUCCCGGAGUCAUUGCUCUUGGAGAUUGAGAGCGGCCUCUUGAUCCGCGAAGUUCAAGAGCAAAUUGCCCAGGAAAUGCGAAACGCGGAGCAGAAUGCCGUCAUGCAACUAAAUAUGGGCGAAGGCAAAUCCUCCGUUAUUGUCCCGAUGGUGGCCGCUGCACUUGCCAAUGGCUCCUGCCUCGUGCGCGUGCUUGUCGCGAAACCACAGUCUCAACAGAUGCUUCAGAUGUUGGUCUCGAAGCUUGGUGGCUUGCUUGGGAGACAAGUAUACCAGUUGCCUGUGUCGCGUUCGUUAAAAAUAGGCGAUGCAGAGGCGGCAGAAAUAGAGCGGAUGUGCUUGGAAUGCAUGGCCAGUGGAGGAGUUCUCCUUGUGCAACCAGAACACAUUCUUUCCCUAAAGCUUAUGUGCGUUGAAUGCUUUACUAUUGGGAAAGUAUCUGUUGGUCAGACCCUUUUAAGGAUCCUGGAGCUCUUUCGAAAUUCGUCGCGGGAUGUUGUUGACGAAAGUGAUGAGAAUUUCAGUGUCAAGUUCGAAUUGAUCUACACCAUGGGUGCCCAGCAGGCUUUGGAGUUCAGCCCACAGAGAUGGACUAUCAUUCAACAGCUUCUGGAUCUUGUACGGAUGUAUGCCCCUUUGAUAAAAGCAAAACUUCCCCACUCAGUUGAAUUGGAUAAGCAAUGGCCUGGCGGGUUCCCUCGAACGCGGUUACUUCGUGAAGACGCUGUGUCCGAGCUUUUCAAAAUGAUUGCCAAUCACAUCUGCAACAAGGGUAUCGACUCUUUACCCAUGUCAAGGCAGCCAGAGCUGAUUAGAAAGGCUGUUUUCAUUUAUAUCCUCAACCCAGACCUCGCAGCCUCUGAGAUUGCAGCAGUCGAGGACAACAGCACGGAGCUCUUCUGGACUUCGACCAACAAAGAUACUCUCCUUCUCCUGAGAGGCCUCCUUGCCGGAGGGGUCCUGUCUUCAUGCCUGGGUCAGAAACGCUGGAGAGUUAACUACGGACCUCACGAUUCUAGACGACCUCCAACCAAGCUCUCCGUCCCCUACCGCGCCAAGGACAAUCCAGCGCCGCGGUCUGAAUUCAGUCAUCCUGAUGUUGUUGUUGUGUUGACAUGUCUAAGCUAUUACUAUGCCGGCCUUAAGGAUGAUGAGCUUUUCCUAGCGUUCCACCACCUGAUUAACUCCGAUCAGGCGGAUAUAGAAUACCAGCUGUGGAUAGAUAAUGCGCCCGAGUUGGACCAGGCGUACUGUCAGCUAGGAGGAAUCAACCUCCAAGAUCGGCCCCACUGUUUGCAACAUAUCUUCCCCAAGCUCCGGGGUUCAAAAGGUGCCAUUGAUUAUUUCCUUUCUCAUAUUGUCUUUCCCAAAGAGAUGAAACAGUUCCCGAGGAAACUCUCUGCCUCGGGCUGGGAUAUCGGUGAGGUCAAAGCACUCCCAACGGCUGGAUUCAGUGGGACCAAUGAUUCCCGGGUGAUUCUGCCACUGAGCGUGAAGCAACUCGACCUCCAAGAGCAAAAUCACACUAAUGCUUUGGUCCUUGAGUACCUCUUGCGGCCUGAGAAUUCUGUUGUUCAUGUUCCAGCCCGAGAGGGUGGGAACUCAGACGCGCAGGCUCUGCUGGAUAUGGUUGUUGGGCUCGACCCGCCUACGCAAGUGAUUCUCGACGUUGGCGCUCAAAUUUUGGAGCUCACUAACUUCGAGGUUGCUGUAACGUGGCUAAAGAUGAUGCCGGAUAACGAUAGCGGGCGCACACAAGCCGUGGUAUUCGUCAGUGACAGCGACGAAAUCUGUGUUGUGGAUCGGACGGGACUUGUUGAACCGCUACAGACAUCUCCCUAUGCAACGCAACUAGAGGCAUGCCUUGUUUUCCUAGAUGAGGCACACACGAGAGGUAUUGACCUCAAGUUGCCUCGGAAUUACCGCGCUGCGGUCACCUUAGGAGCUGGCAUCACCAAGGACAAACUUGUACAAGCAUGUAUGCGAAUGAGGGACCUUGGCAAAGGACAAUCUGUUGUUUUCUGCAUGCCCGCGGAGAUUAAGACCAAGAUCUUAUCUCUGAUUGGCAAGCCAGAUAACUACACCAUCGAGGUCUCGGAUGUGCUUCGCUGGGCGGUUUCAGAAACAUGGGUCGAAAUGCAACGUAAUAUUCCACUUUGGGCUGUCCAGGGCGAGCGUUUUGAACGCCAGUGCAUCCUCUGGCGUAAAGCUCGUGGCGGCGCAAUCCCCGAAAACCAUGCGAAAUUGUUCCUCGAACCCGAAUCCCAGUCCCUGGAACAGCGAUACCGCCCGCGUGCUGACAAGAAUGCUGCUCCGUUCCUUGUCUCUGCGUCGAACAAGAACAACCGCAAUAUCCAGCUCAUCCUGGAAAGAAUCCGCCAGUUUGCUAAUGUCAAUUUUAAUGCUACGCAGCUCCAGGAGGAACAGGAACGACAACUUGCGCCUGAGCUUGAACAACAGCGACAAGUUCAGCGGCCGCCUGGCGCUAAAGCAAGGGACCAUUCUCUUCACCCUGAUCUGCGUCAAUUCGUGGCUACUGGGCAACUGAAUAGACGAUCCCAGGCGUUUACUUCAGCUUUCCAGUCGUUAGCAAUGACAACAGCGAAAAAGCACCUAGAUAUCUCUGAGUUUCCGCGGGAUCUCCUAGUCACCAGGGACUUCGAGAGGACCAUUCUUCCUUUCAACGGAACAACAACUGUCUUUGACGACUACCAGCGCCCCGUCCAAUGGGUCCUCAUAAGCUGGGCUUAUUCUGAGGAGGGUGAACCAGCGGUCUGGAAAAUGCUAAUCAUCAGCCCAUACGAGGCAAAUGAACUCCAUUCUGACAUCCGAAAGUCUACCUCUGUCACAAUGCACAUUUACGCGCCGCGCCAAAACCGGAGCUUCUCCCCUCUCGACAAUCUCAGCCUAUACACGACACCUGCAAUGAUUCUUCCGAAAAUCCCAGUGUUGCUGCGCAUCCAGCUUAACUUAUUCGCGGGCCAGCUGUACAUAUCUUCGUACCAGGAGUACCGCGAGAUAUGCGAUUUCCUGGGCGUUGCGUACUAUACCGCGCCAGAGGGCCUGACUGUCCUGUCUGAUGGGUUCAUUCUGGAGGCGAAUGAUGGCCGUGCCUUGCCGGGGGAGUUUCAGAACAGCCCGCUUAAGUUUCUGAAGGUGCUUAUGUCGACUAUUCGGAAGGAUGGGCAGGAGAUUGAUAAGACGCAUCUUGGCAAGCUUCUUGAUGGGAAGUUGCUGUUUGAGGCGGACUUUGAUGAGGGUGCUGGAGAUGGUGAUGCUACGCUGGUCCAGGAAGAUGCGAUUGAUGAUGCUGCCCCUGCCCCUGCCGCUACUGCCACUGAUGCUACUGAUGUCAUCCCGGUACAUGAGGACGCCGCUGACGAUACUGUUGAUAAUACAGUAAUCAAGGAGGAACCUACCAGUGGUGCUGGUCCUGUCGUUGCCGAUGUAAGCCCGGUGCGGGAAGAAGCCGCUGACGAUACUGUUGACAACACGGUCGUCAAGGAGGAACCUACUAAUGGCGCUGGUCCUGUCAUUGCCGAUGCCAACCCAAGGCAUCAGGAAUCAAUUUAUGAUGCCGUCGAUGCCACAAUAGUCAAGCAGGAGCCCGACCGUGACGGCGACAUCACCAUGGCAAACGCAGAAGAACCCGACGACGACAUCGUGUUCGUGAAGGAAAUAACAUAUGGCGUGGGAGCCGUCGACCGGGAUAUCAAACCUGUGAAGCUGGAAGAGCCCGAUGACGACGACGACGUGGUCUUCGUGAGAGAGAUUCGGAAUGUGCGCAGGGGCGCAACGCAGCCCCAGCCCGAUGCCGCAGUGGUGAAGCAAGAAGGAGAAACUGCUGGUGGUGGUGGUGCAGUCAAGGAGGAAGCGAUCGAUGAGUUUGAUUUUGUUGCGAUGGUCAAGCAGGAGGCUGGCUAUGAGUCUGAGGAUGAUCUGUGA